UCCCCAUUGGAUUGCUAAAGUUUCAAUCUUUCUUCUUCACUCUUCAUUCAAAGCAAUGUUGUUUAUUAUCAUCCUCCAUUGUUGUUUAACUUAAAGGAAGAAAAUUUUGGGGAAAAAUUAAAACAUCGAAAAAUGCAGGACGAUGUCAUUGAUGUAUCCCUCAAUACAAAGAAUGUCUUCUUGUCAGCUCUUCAUUUCGCCAUGUCCAUUGAUACACUAAAGAACUCUCCUGAGCUUGUUGAUGAGCUGAAAACAUCAGCUCAAGAACAAGUGGAGUUUAUGUUAUCUGAAGACGAAGAGGUACGGUUACUGAUUUCCGAAGAGGAAGUGAAAUCCGUUGUGAGAUUAGGUAUCUCAAAUGUUAUAUCGAUGUUAUUGGAUAGAUUAUCAUCAUUGCUUGUGAUUCUUCCUGAAUGUACUGAGUUUAGUGUUCUUAAGACAUUAUAUGAUAUUGAGUGGUUGUGUAAAGUAUUGCCAAGGAUGGAGUUGAUGAAAGAUCUUGUCGUUAAGUGGACCGAUGCAUCGAGUGAGAUUCUUGUGAUUGCUCAGAAGUGUGAGUUGGAUUCUAGGAUAUUGGGUGUGAAGGUUAAGCUAGUUGAGGUUACAGGGAAGAUUUUAGAAGCGGUAGGUUAUGGAAUUGUGAUUGUUCCUUCUAAAAGCAGGACUUGUCUUUUGAAGAUAUGGUUGCCUUUCAUAAGGAGAUUAAAGACUUUGGUUGAUGCAGAGGGAUGUGAGUAUGAGUAUAGAAUGGAUGAAGAUCUUUGUGAAUUUAUAGAAGGAUCUAUGGUGUCUUUGGUUUUGACAUUGCCUUCAAAUGACCAAGCAGAAGUGUUUGGUGAAUGGAUGAGAGGUAUUGGGUUGGAAGGUGUGAAGUUUCCGGAUUUAAGUGAAGCGUUUGAGGUUUGGUGUUAUAGAAGUAAGUCUGCAAAGAGAAGAUUGGUGGAAAGAUGUGAUAGACUUGCAAUUGUAAAUCUUGACCAUUGAAUGGUGUAUAUCAGUUUCGAGAUUCGGUAAACUUUAAAUGAAGAUGUAGCUAAGCAAUUUGAAGUUCCAGGCUUUUCUUCUUCCUACAAGCUGGUCUGCUUAUUUUCGAAGGUCGAAUGAAGAUGGAUAAUAGCUUUGUUCAAUUCACAGUUCACUCACAAUGCCUUAAGAGUGGACCCCAAGCGAGGUAACCCGAUAAUUUCAGGCGUAUUUGCUGCUUCGUUGUAAUGCUAGAUUGUAUUAGGAGUGACAUAAAGCUUCUGAUUCUUGUAACUUUGAUCCUGAUUAAAUGAUAUAAAUGGUGCGGUCUAUGUUUAAGCUAAUAAGUAAAAGGACCAAACUUUUGUUGAUACGUUGACAACCCCAUUGGUUGUGAAUUGAGAAAGAGAAAUCAGUUUGGCCUAAGAAGAUUAAGCAAUGUACAACUAUUCUUCUUGCUUUGAUUUGAACCGUAACAAAAGUAUUAUAAUUUUCAUACAAAAAGAGAAAAGUCAUUCAACAAUGCAUGGACCCAAUCAAGAUUUCUUUGCGGCAGAAAAACAUGGAAGCUGAAUGAAUAAUUUGAUACCUCUUUUCAAAAGCAAACACCUCCUUGCACAUGUACUUUGUUGAGUACCCAAAAAGAGAUAAAUUAUAAAACGCCAUUUAUCAGGUUUUAUGGAAACCAUCAUGCCAAGUUUUUGGACACAAAACCACAAAUUUCAGGAAGAAAGAUUGAGAAAGGUCAUUGGUAAACUAAUAUGACAAAAUCAAUACAUAAACACACAACAGUUUCAGAAACUUUUGUUUUCCCCAACACCUAUAGAUGACAUCAUAUCCCAAAAUUGCAGCUUCACUAAAACUUGGCACAUAUAGAGAUGGAGAAAAGGAGAGAAACAAAAACAAGAAGAAAAACCUAAUGUAGUCCUCAGAGUCAUUAUUGUGCUUCAACAUAGCAACUUCAAACUGCUUUAGCAAUUGGAACGAUGAGUGUAAAAUCUCAUUGCAACUCAUCAUUGGAC
Arabidopsis thaliana (thale cress) is the source of this 1985-nucleotide messenger RNA. RefSeq names its product BTB/POZ domain protein. Gene Ontology annotation, biological process: protein ubiquitination. NCBI's taxonomy places the organism in Eukaryota, Viridiplantae, Streptophyta, Magnoliopsida, Brassicales, Brassicaceae. The record is from RefSeq and is marked reviewed. The coding region runs from base 133 to 984 and encodes 283 amino acids. The transcript has 2 exons.